Aspergillus tanneri is the source of this 771-nucleotide messenger RNA. RefSeq lists its product as uncharacterized. The transcript is spliced from 2 exons. The record is from RefSeq and is a predicted model, not a curated record. The coding region runs from base 1 to 771 and encodes 256 amino acids. NCBI's taxonomy places the organism in Eukaryota, Fungi, Ascomycota, Eurotiomycetes, Eurotiales, Aspergillaceae.
AUGCCACACCUAAUCCACCACAGAAGACGUCACUCCUGGCCCUACUCCAACGGAGAAGCGCGCCUACGUGGACGACGAAACCUCCCCCUUCCUAGGGUAUCCGAGCCACAAAAUCCCUUUGAACAGCAGUUCCUCACCCCCUUGGUCUCGGGAGACUUCCCAGAAGACGAUGCGGCGUCCGCCGGGAUUAUUCGAUCGAAGACAGCGCGACCCCAUCGCCUCUGGCCUCAUUCCAGCUCCAGAGAGACCGUGGCCUCGGGAACAAGCGGACAGUAUCCCACCACUGGAGCUGGCUCUGGUGGUGGCUCACUCCGACGGAUGAUCCGCCCACCGCUAGACAAGGCUCGAUCGCUCUUCAUGGUGCCAACAACAACCACGGCAGGAGAAAAUGUAGUCAUUUCGUUCUGGGUACCACGGCAGUCUGGUGUUCAACAGCUUCCACCUGCGGCUCCGGGUAGGGUAUUGGGAGACGAUUUGCAGCGUUUGUCGGCGAGCUACGGUAUCCCUCGCGUCGUCGCUCCGUCAGCCCAGCACACAAUGUGUGCCCGAGAACACGAGCACACCACUACCACUACCACCACCAACACUACCUCAAAGCGAUCCUCGGGAUCAUUCCACCCACGUCGCAGCGGCGAUGAUUACCGUCGUUACAGCGGAACCGUAAACCACUACGGUCGUCACUCGAAUGACUGGCUUUUUGGGGGGUUUAGUCUUCGUGACACUGUUCGUGAUCGUGUGGAUCGAUUACGGGGACAUGGAGAGAAGAGUUGA